Saitoella complicata NRRL Y-17804 is the source of this 1042-nucleotide messenger RNA. RefSeq lists its product as uncharacterized. The coding region runs from base 8 to 1042 and encodes 344 amino acids. Gene Ontology annotation, cellular component: endoplasmic reticulum membrane. Gene Ontology annotation, biological process: lipid droplet organization; lipid storage. The record is from RefSeq and is a predicted model, not a curated record. The transcript has 2 exons. Lineage: Eukaryota; Fungi; Ascomycota; Saitoellomycetes; Saitoellales; Saitoellaceae.
CGUGGGAAUGCUACUCAACACACACGCUCAGAGAACGGCUCUGGCAAGCGUCGUCUUCGCCCUCACCGCCCUCGUUCUCCUGGCCGUCUCCGUCCUCUCCUACGCCGUCUUCUACUGGUCCUACGUCCCCGACUCGGCCGUCACCAAACACGUCUUCCUCCACUACGGGCACGGCACGCCCCACGCAACGCUCGACCUCCGCGACGUCUCCCCGUCCCUCUUCGCAGACCAACCCUACGAUGUCGCCCUUUCCCUCCACGUCCCGCCCUCCUCCACAAACCUCGCCUUGGGGAACUUCAUGGUAACACUCGAAAUCCACGCCUACCCACUCCCACCACCUCCCUCCCCGCCAACAACCUCGGAAAUCCUAAGCGACCCCUCCGCAAUCCUCGCUCGGACCACAAAACCAGGUCUGCUGCAAUAUAAAUCACACAUCGAACGGACUCUCUCCGACCUCAUCAAAUCACCCCUCUAUUUAACGGGUUUGAGCCACCAGGUGGAACACGUCCGCAUCCCCCUCCUCGACUCCUGGUCCUUCCCCGGUGGCCUCUUCGCCUCCACCCCCGCCGCCGCGCGCCUCGAGAUUUCAACUCCCUCCCACCCCCACGGCGCUGCAGACCUCCAAAUCGCAUCCGCCCAUCUGACUUUCUCGACCCAUUACCGUGGCCUGCGCUGGUUUUUGCACAACCACCGUCUCAUCUCCUUUCUCCUCUUCGUCUCCAUAUUCUGGGGUGCUGGUUGCCUUUUCGCUGGGGUCAUGUAUUGGUUUGUCGCGGCCCAGAUUAGCAACGGUACCCGUACUGGUCGGAGGGAGGAAAGUAGGGAUUUGGGCGAGAGUGAUGCGGAUGACUACGAGUUUGUCACCGGUAACUUUGGGUCGUCGCCGGUUGCUUCUACGUUGCGAUCGAGGACGAGAGGGAGUAGUGUCGGUACCAGCGCCAGGGAAGGCGGAUUCGAGUGGGAGAGCGUGGUCAGUGGUUCCACACGCGCAACCUCCGUCGGCGCACCCACGAGUGACAAGACGAAGCCAGGAAGGAGAUAG